UUGACAUUAUGACUUAUUGGAAAGAUACUUGUUGAAUUAAUAUUUAUCUUUUAAUUACAAAAUUUUAUAAAUCAUAAUAUAACUUGAAGAUAAAUGUGUAUUGAUUGAAAUAUUAAUUACUUUCAUUUUUAUUAAUCGGAACGAACCGUCUCUUAUCAAUUGGAUUAAUAUCAACUGAAAAUAUCUCGUGCAAAAGGUGUCACCUUUUUACAAUUGAUAAGAGGCUGCUGCGCAGUAACAUAUUGCAAUCCAUAGAAUACAAAAAUACUCGUUAAAUUUUAAUGUCAUUGUGUUUUGCCAUUUAAAAAGAAAAAAUAGAAGAUGGUUUUACGGCACCACGUAGAGGGAUACGAGAAUUUUUUCAAAUUUAUGAAAAAUUUCAAAUCUAAUGAAUCAAUAUACGUACUUUAUAGUGGUAAAAAACUUCCUAAUGGCAAAAGUUGGUGCCCAGACUGCGUAGAAGCGGAACCUUUCAUAGAAGAUGGGUUUAAAACAGCUCCAGAAUCAGUACACUUGGUUGAAGUUGAAGUUGGAGAUCGACCAUUUUGGAAGGAUUUGAAUUGUCCAUUUCGAACAAACUCUGUUACAAAGUUAAGAGUACUGCCAACCUUAGCAAAAUGGAAUACACAAAAACGUCUAGAAGGUGAUCAAUGUCAAAAGAUUGACUUGAUUGAAAUGUUACUUACCGAUGAAGAUGACUAAAUAAUUCAAUUUCGUAUGCUACAGCAGUGAAACUUAAGAUGAGCAGUUUUGUAAGUCACUAAACAAUGAAUGUUUUACUAAAUGUUAUUUCGUUAUAAGUAAUAUAGUAAACAAUCAAUUUUGUACUCAGAGUGAUCUCUUACAAGAUUAGGAGAUAUAGAACUAUCUUAUAAUCGUAUUGUAAUAGUAUCUUACUUUAGUCGAAUUACUUA
Molecule: messenger RNA, 914 nt
Organism: Bombus impatiens (common eastern bumble bee)
Lineage: Eukaryota; Metazoa; Arthropoda; Insecta; Hymenoptera; Apidae
Product: thioredoxin domain-containing protein 17
Exons: 3
Coding region: 322-702 (126 amino acids)
Cellular component (GO): cytosol
Molecular function (GO): protein-disulfide reductase [NAD(P)H] activity
Source: RefSeq, a predicted model, not a curated record